AUCAAAAUGAAUUAAAUUCAAAUAUUAUCAUGCUUGAUUUGUCUGUAGAACGAUACGGAGUGCCUUCUGAGUGUUUUGGCCGUUUAGCAAAGGGGUCUGCCCUGAUUUGUCGCUUACAACGAAGAUGAUGCUCUGACGUUGCUCUCUUAUGAUUGUGUUUAUUUGUUUUUCUGUGUACAUAAAGCAAAAUAAAUGUAUGUUAGCCAGCAAUGCAGGUAUUAGCUUUAUUCACUUGAAAUGUAGUUGUAUCAUAUAAUGUAGUAUUUUGUCGUUGUUAUAAUUUCUGUGUAAAGUUAUCCAGAUUUAUACCAGGUAAUACGUAUCAACACCUAAAGAUGCCGCUGUUUCUCAGCCCUGAUACUCACCUUCUCUUUCUGGAAAAGAUAUACGAGCUGAAUCACAUAUAUUCCAAACAUCUCUCCAAUAAGCUGAACGGUCUUCUGUUAUCUAACAAGGAUGUUCGUAAAUUGGAGAAUUUAGAAUCGUUUAGAUCCUCCGUGGAACUGGAGAAUCGACUGAAAAGUCUGAGAAACCGGAUACUCGAAGGAUCUAGCGAUACGGACUCAAUACCAAGGCAAAAUAGCUCUGACGCGGAGAAUUCUAGAAAUGAUAGUAAUAAUUUGAGGUGCAGCUCUGUGCUUAAUCUUUUAAGCGGUAGCAACCACACCGAGGGAACAGGGCAUAGCGGAACCUCUGGUGACGAAGAUGAUGGAGAAUCUGUUUUCGAUUCUUCAGUGGAUCUUAUUUCCAAACACAUACUCGUAACCAAGGAUGUUGACUUUAUAAACUUUUGUAAAAAUCUGGACCAAGAUUACACUCCAAAAUUUCUUAAUAUGGAAGAUAUAAAGAAUAUGGAAGGAAUACACAAUAAAAAUGUAAACGUUACGGCAAGGCGGUCUUCAGAGGAUACAAAAGCACUUAGCGACGCUGAUAGUGUUUAUAGACCAUUUACAAAUUCCUUAUCUUCUUUGGAUGAUGAAAUCAUAUCGGGCUUCAGGUAUGAUAUUUUGGAAAAUGAAAUGGUACCCCUAACUCAAAUGUGUAGAGCGUUAGCCAAUCUUUUGUUUUUUUCCAUAGAAUGCAUGAACAGUUCACUUUAUGGGUUAGACAAAUUUGAAGCCUUAUUGAGCUGCGUAAUUGGUGAACUUGGAAUUAUAAGUAAAGAGUCCGAUCUGGUGCUACAAAGGCUGAAGGAAGAACUUAGAACACAACCACUUGGUUAUCUCGCCUCCUUGUCGGACUAUGAGCGUUGUCUUUCAAAGCUAUAUAAGCUUGAAAAAAAUUUGGAAAACUCAAUAUACAAACACAAGAAUGAAAAGGGUAAUUGUAAUCUUCCGGAUAUAGAAUGCAAGUAUUUAAAAUGCUCAUCUAAUUCUAAAGAUCACAAGGCUAGACGGGACCGUGCGGCCCCUCUUGCAAGUUCUGUGCUUUCAGAUUCUAGAGAUUUUGUUAGAUACACGAACUACAUUGAGCAACUAAGCGUUUCGCAACACUCUUUUGAUGCAUUGAACGCUUCUGUUGUAGAUUUUGAAUCUGGUCUUGAUUCCAUGUUAACAAAUUUUUCUCAACAUUAUAAGGAUCAAAUAUUCUCGGUUCAGCAAUCUUGGGUUAACAAACUUGCUUCUUUUUCUCCAAUAUUGCUUUCUAAAGGAUUAGGGCUCUCCAAACUCCUCCAAAAAAGGCCUUUAAUGCCGUCAGAUUUCCCAAAGUCCACUUUACAUUGCAGUUUUGAGUUAAACGUGGAAAGCUUGCGAGAAAAUGUCUUCUUUAACAUAAAGAAGGGGUUUGAGUGUUUAAGGGCAUUUUACAGACAAAUGUCUCGCUUUCACAAGUCCAGGUAUAAUUCUUUAUCUGGCUGGAACCUUAGAAGUGUUUAUACUCCUUUGCGUAAUGUUGAUUCUCCAAAUGUUCUCUCAGAUGCUACUAAUCUCAUAAACAAAUAUUUUAGUAGCUAUUGCGAAUAUCACAAGAAUCAAAGUACAUUGUAUUUGACAUUAUACAAUCUGAUAUCUGAGGCUUUUCCGCAAACCCUCGGUCAACGGUAUAAUACAGCCAUUCGUAGAAUAUAUACUGGUAGUGAUUAUUCUUGUGACAAAUUUCAAGAUAGUGAACUUUCAGAAUUCGAUUUGUCUCCAGAAUUGUUCAAAAAUGUGGCCAAACUAUUGGAAUCUGUUGUAGAAACGAGUGUGGAAUCAGCGCUUGGAAUGUGUAAUACCUCCUUGCAAAUUCUAAACUGUCAUUCUGAUUGGACCAAAUUACCUGCUCUAUUGGCAUCUCAAUUUGGUCUAUCUAGUUCUGCAUUCGUAAAACGGAUUUCCUUAGAGGGCCCUAGCACACAAGAGUUUAGUUGUAAGAUCCAAAAGGAAUUUCCCGACAUUACAAUAUCUGAUAAAGUUAUAAGUAUGGUUGUCGCAAUGGAAAUGCUUACGGAGGCGCUUGUAGACUACUCUGAGCCUGGUUACGAUUUUUCAUUUCAAACGGGUGAUAUAGUGCAUGUUAAAAUUGCUGGUAGCACAAGUUUAUGGUAUGGGCACGCUGAUAAUGGUUUGAACCGUUGGUUUCCCGCAAAAUUCGUGAAGCCACUGGCUGGUUUUGAAGCUCCGUGGUAUCGUUUCUCAGAUGUUGAUCGUGAAACACCGUUAGAUUGUCAUGUCUCAGGAUCAGAUAAGAUCGUUCCUCCAAGCGCGCGUGCGCUCACAUCCAGAGGAUCCCUGAAGCAAUCACUUGUCCUAUCAAAAAUUGGUCUCAAAGACAAGGUGGAAUGCGAAUUCAAAUGCGCACUUGUUCGCAAGAUUGUACUUCAUGGAUCAAUGUACAUAACAAGAACGCAUCUUGGUUUUUUCUCACAGUUCAACGACUCUACUAUAUUUGGCACAAACACACACAUUCUUGUGCCCCUAGAAGAUAUUGUAAAAAUGUACACUAAGUCGAAAAGGGUUCCAGUCACCAUUGUUUUGAUACUAAAGGAUGGAACUACUCACUCAUUUUAUGGCUUUUCAGGUGUGAAGAAGAUUUAUGCUGCACUUUCUUCUAGGAUUGGUGAUAAAAAGGUUGAUUUCAAACCAACUCCACAACUCGAAUCACUCUUUGGUUCACUUCAACCUCUCAAAAAUACGCUAUUGUCACAGGAAUUAAGUGUCUCACUACAAAAAUUUUAUGAGAUUGCCUUUGGCAACAAUGUAGAAAAGGGGUUUGCAAUUGCAGACACAAGGCUUGCUCAGCAAGCUUUUGAGUUCGAGGGUGAUAUUUCUCCCGUUGUAUUCGAUUGGAAAUCAGAAGCUCUGCAGUUUAAUAAAAUCGAACUCUCAUAUAAAUUUAGGCUUAAAGAGGGUAAGGCUUCUAGUCGUUUUAUCCCAUGUACAUGUGGGAAAACGAUUGAAGAUAUCAGAUACGCACUCGUGGAUAAAAAGUAUUUUGUAUAUCAAUCAACGAGCACACUCCAGGAUAUUCCCUACUCCAAGUACUUUAAUACGGUCUUUAGAGUUAUUGGAACAUCAAUUGCCGAAAAUAGAAUUCACCUGCAAAUUGAAACAGAAGUAGUAUUCGUCAAACAAACGCUCUUUUCUGGUAUAAUAACAUCAGAAGCACUCGAAAAACUAGAAGCUGCAGCCAAAAUCAUACAAGCUGCCUUCCCAGGAGAACAUAAACCCGUGCAAAAACAAGACACACACAAAUCAGAAACUCAAGCACCAACCUUUGACAUACAAAAACAUGUCACAACUAUCCUUGUCGUAGCGGCAAUAGGAGUUGCAACGAGAUGGUUUGCAAAAUCGCUUCAUCUCAGAUUCAUGAGCUAA
Molecule: messenger RNA, 3797 nt
Organism: Theileria equi strain WA
Lineage: Eukaryota; Apicomplexa; Aconoidasida; Piroplasmida; Theileriidae
Exons: 1
Coding region: 336-3797 (1153 amino acids)
Biological process (GO): intracellular sterol transport
Cellular component (GO): endoplasmic reticulum membrane; plasma membrane; endoplasmic reticulum-plasma membrane contact site
Molecular function (GO): sterol transfer activity; sterol binding; protein binding
Source: RefSeq, a predicted model, not a curated record